Messenger RNA from Petromyzon marinus (sea lamprey), 5595 nucleotides. RefSeq lists its product as uncharacterized. Gene Ontology annotation, molecular function: RNA polymerase II cis-regulatory region sequence-specific DNA binding; DNA-binding transcription factor activity, RNA polymerase II-specific. The record is from RefSeq and is a predicted model, not a curated record. Lineage: Eukaryota; Metazoa; Chordata; Hyperoartia; Petromyzontiformes; Petromyzontidae. Gene Ontology annotation, cellular component: nucleus. Gene Ontology annotation, biological process: regulation of DNA-templated transcription.
GAUGAUAAUAAAAAUAAAAAACACACUUAUUCUUUGAGCGGAGCUACACAGCCAGUCGAAGUUCCUGGGGCCCUCCGGUUCGCUCCGUCAUUUGCGCGCUGCGAAAACUGCGUCCUCCACUUUUGGUGUCGAGUGAGAGAGCGUUGCGAGUUGACUGAUCUUGUCUCAUCCGUGAAGGGACCAACCAACCCACCCACCCCACCCACCCCUCUUCCCCUCCCUCCAUCAUCAACAUCAUCCCCCCCACCACCACCAACCCCAUCACCCUCACCCCCCCCCACGACGUCCCACAAACUCGGAAUGCACCGCAUUACGGUUUAAUCAUGCGGGAAUUCUUCAUUAUUCAUUUGAAGAUAAUCUUUUACAAACGAUAUUUCGCAUGGAGAAGUAGGCGUCAGCUACUCGCUCAAGGCAUGUGCACUGGCUAACCACAGCAUCUGGGCAAAAGCAUGCCAGGUGCAUCCUUACAGCCCGCGCUCUCAACUCCACACCUUCACCACAGGGACCUGCAGGGAAGCAUCAGUACCUGCAGUAGCACCUCCAGCAACAGCAACAGCCGUGCAUUUUGCGAGCCGCAGCAGCCGAUGGAGGGCGGCUCCAACGAGAACUUGAAAGCGCUGAGAUCCUCGGCGAUCGGGGGAGGUGGCGGCGGCGGCGGCAUCGGUGGCAUCAUCUUGCCGGGCGACAGCGGGCAGCCACACUCCGCCCCGCGCAAGCUGCUCAAGUACCCGUGCGGCAUCUGCGGCAAGCGCUUCCGCUUCAACAGCAUCCUGUCGCUGCACAUGCGCACGCACACGGGCGAGAAGCCCUACCAGUGCCCCUUCUGCGACCACCGCGCCGCGCAGAAGGGCAACCUCAAGAUCCACCUGCGCACCCAUCGGGCCGGCGGUAACAACGGCGGGAACAACGGCGGUAGCAACGGCGGUCAUGGCGGCUGCGGCGACGGCGACGGCGGACCCGCUUCGGAGGUCGGCCCCCUCUCCGGGUCUCCGGCGUGCGACGGCGCCGCCGUCCGGAGCAAAGAGGCGGAGCGGCUGCUGAACGAGCUCCGUGAGCGCGCCAUCCUCCGCGAGCGGCAGCUCAAGAGGGCGGCCGCGGCGCCCGCCGGGGUUUGCGGCGGCGGCGGCGGCGGUGCGUUGGUGUCGCCGCAGGCGCCGCCCGUCGUCGCCGCACUGCCCGGUCGCGCCAGGCUGGUGGGCGCCGCCGCCAAGGACGCUGCCGGCGGCGGCGGUGCUGGCUACGGGCUCGGCCGAGAGCUUGGCAUGAACGCGAUGGCCGUGGAGAGGGAACACGGCACGGGGAAAGUAGCGGCGGCGGCGACGACGACGGUGGCUGCGGCGGUGGUGGCAGCGUUCAAGUGCCCGUUCUGCCGCGGCAAGUUCCGCACGCAGGAGGAGCUGGAGAGGCACCAGCGCAUCCUGCACCUCCCCUACAAAUGCUCGCAGUGCGAUUUCGCCGCAGCGCGGGAGACGGACUUGCUGCGGCACCUAGAGGGACACAACGGCGUCGUCGCCGCCGCCGCCACCGGCACCACGGCCGUGGAGAGAAGCGCCGAGACGCGGGGAGCCCCAGCGGGUGCCGCCGAUGAGCAGACGUGCUGCGGAAUUUGCGGCCAGCGCUUCGCCCAGGCCUGGUUCCUCAAGAGCCACAUGCGCAAGCACAAGGACUCGUUUGAGCACGCCUGCGAGGUGUGCGGACGCCGCUUCAAGGAGCCGUGGUUCCUCAAGAACCACAUGCGCGUGCACGGAGGCGGCGCCGGCGUCGGCGGUGGCGGCGCGGGGAGGAAGCCUGCCGACGGCGACCCUCGGACCGCCACGGUGAACGGCGUCGCGCAGGCCAUGCCGUCCGUGUCGGCCAGCGCCUACGCGGCGUGCCACGCCUGCGGCUCGCUCUUCGCCAACAGGAGCAGCCUGCUGGCGCACAGCUGGUGCCACCACGCCGCCACCGCGGAGGAGGAGGGGGCCACGGAGUCGGGGCGGCACGGAGCCACGGCGGCGACGGCCUCCAAGGCCGGUUUCCUGCAGACGUUCGGCCUGCUGCCUCCCGUGGCGCCCAGGCGAGGCCCCAACAAGGGACCCAUCCCCGAGCUGAACCCCAUGAACAGCUUCCAGGCAUGGCAGCUGAUGACGACGGGCGCCAUAAUGGAGCCGGCGUGCGCCGCGGCGACCUGCGAGGAGGAGGGUGCGGACGACGAGGACUCGGGCGACGGAGCGGAGGCAGCGGCUGAGCGCAACGGCCCGGCACUCGCCGGCGCGCGAGCCAAGAUCGUGCUGGCCACGAGGGCCAAGCGCAAGCCCGACAUGCUGAGGGCCAAAGAGCUGAACUCGAAACGCCCGCGGUGCCAGGACGUCGCGACGGACAACCGGGGCGAAGAGCGCGGUGCGGGAAAAGUGGACGAGCAGCCACCGCCGCCACCGCCGCCGCCGCCGCCAUCGUCAUCGCUGCGUUUGGAACCAGUAGAGAAGCCGCCGUCCGUGGACGCGGGUGAGGAGGUGGGUGCCGACGAGGAAGUCGCCGUGCUGUCGUUUUGCGAUGAGGUGAAAGCAGCCGGAGGUCUGGAGAGCUCUGAGAAUGAGCAAAGAGGCGAGAGUUUGGAACUGCAGCUCAACAGCUUGAUUGAGAAGCUUCGCAUUAGCUCUUGCGAUAACGCCGUUUGCAAGGCCAUCUCCGUAUCGGAGGACAACAAAAACACGGAGGAGGAGGAGCCAGAGGAGGAGGAGGAGGCAGAAGAAGAAGAGGAAGAGCAGGAGGAGGAGGAAACCUCGCCGCCAAGUAAGGGUUUUGACGCAGCUUCAGACGAGAAGGCAGCCUCAGAAUCGGGAGCCGCCCCCCGGGAUCCAAAUCUCCUGAGAGGAGAAUCGGCGGGACGCUCGGAUCGCGACGUGGUGACCGCGGAUCUCGAGAGCGAGAACGAAAUACCGCGGCUGCCUAACCGGAGAGAGGGCGGCGCCAUCGUGGAUGGUGACGCGAGGUCGUCGAGCGACGAGAGCCCGGAGCGCGGAAUCGAGGAGACGCCGGGGACCAACCCGGGCUCCGACGGGAGUCGCCCGGAUUCGGCAAGCCGAGCCAGCACCCCGGAGUCGAGCGGCGUUGUCGCGGCCGCGGAGAUGGAGCCGGAUCAGUCGGAGAAAGAGGAGCGCAGCAGCCCCUGCCGUGCCUACACCGCCACGGGUGAAUCGCUUGGUACGGCAGCCUCUAAAGUGGAAGGUCACGGUUCAAGGGGCAGAGGUCGCGGGUCAACGCCAAAGGACUGUCCGUUUUGUGGAAAAACUUUCCGCACGUCCAACCACCUCAAAGUCCACCUGAGGGUGCACACAGGUGAGAAGCCAUACAAGUGCCCCCACUGCGUGUACGCCGGGACCCAGCCCUCGUCCCUCAAAUACCACCUGGAGCGACACCACCCUUCGGCCCAGUGCGGCGCUAGCCCCGACGUUGCAGACUACGAUGACGCGACACCUGCACAGCAGCCACCGCCACCGCCGCCCCCACCGCCGCCACCACCUCCACCGCCACCACCGCCACCGCCGCCGCCUGCACCGGCCGACACCCAGGUACCACGACCUCUGGCUUCAAAUCCCGUGGAUCCAAACUCCGGAAAACCGCCCUCCUUUGCCCCUCGGCCUGGAAAGCUCCAGAGCCUUGGGCGGGGCUUUGUCAGCGGUGGCCACUCGAAAGGAAUGGGUCCAGCGGCCGCGCAAGCGCAGGCCGGCAGCGGCGGUGGCAGCGGUGGCGCUGGCGCAGAGAUCCGCCGAGAGGGCGACGUGAAAGCAGAGGAGCGCGACGCAUCGCGGCCGCUCUCGGAGCACGGCGCGCUCACCAAGCUGAUCUUCAGCUCGCCCGAGAUUUUCCAAAGCGUCAUCCUGUCCAACCUGGCGCAGGCGUACCGGGGCCUGGUCGGCAAUGGGCUGGACUCGGUCACCAAGUUCUACCAGAUGCUGCGCAACUCCAAGCUGGCCGCGUACGGUGACGGGAAGGCCUGCGCGGUAGGCCACGCGCCACCGAACAGCUCGACGGCGCAGGCCACGGACGUGAGCAACCGCGCGGACGACGACGGAAGCAAAUCGCACCGCAAGUCGGUGAGGGCGGACGCCGACCCGCCGAAGCGCGAUGUGUAUGAUGGCGCGCCGGCGAGUGCCGGCGGUGGCGGCGGCAAAGGUGUUGUUGAAUCGACCGGCUCGAGCGUCGCGGACGGCGAGAGUGUGCCCAACAACAAUGGGCUGCACAACGGUCAGGGACUCGGCACCUUCCGCCGGAAGCGCACGUUUGACAGCGACGGGCUGACGGUGCCCAACGGACUGCAGACGGAGCCGCUCGACCUAUCCAAGAAGGCGCACGCAGAGGCUGUGUCGCUCAAGCUCCCAGGCGAUGGGCCGUCACGUGGCGAGGCCUCAAGCACCGACACAUCAUCAUCGUCAUCGUCGUCAUCUUCGUCCUCAUCCUCCGGCCUCUCUACAGUCUCGCAGGACGGCCCGCUCUACCGCAGCCGCCCGUCCGGCGAACGCGAUGCGCCGUCGUCUUGGGCCGCGGCAUCCAUCUCAGAGGGGCAGCAGCAGCAGCAGCUGAGGCGAGCAGGGGCGGCCGCUGACCGCUCGCGAUCGCCCGGGCCCACCGAGGGCCCCAGCGGCGGCGCCGGAGCCGGCGGCUUGCCGACGGAGCGCCGCAGCGGCGCGCCGUGCGGGAGGGCGGGAGACGAGCGAGGCGGCGGCGGCGGCGCGGGCAGGCCGGCGGCGACAGCGACGGCGCACGCUCGCUCGCUGGCGAUCGGCUCGGCCGGGCAGCUCCUGUCGCUAUACGGCGGGCGGCUCGGCGUGGCCGGCCUCAACUGGAGGAGCGACGCAAACGGGUACAUGAAGAGCCACGUGCGUGGCCAGGGAGACCUCAUGUGCAAGCAGUGCGGCAAGGUGUUCAGCCAGCCCAGCCACCUGCGGACUCACCUGCGAUCACACACCGGCGAGCGCCCCUACCGCUGCCGGCACUGCCCCUACAGCGCCUCGCAGAAGGGAAACCUCAAGACGCAUGUGCAGUGCGUCCACCGGCUGCCCUUCGACAACAGCGAGUAUCCCGACCGCCGGUUCAAGCGGCUGCGGGGAGACAGCCCCCCACCUCUGCCCGGCGGGGACGCCGGGGGAGCCGAAGACUUCUCGGGCGACGGUCGCGCCAUGCUCGCCGCUGAGGAUGCUGCCGCCUCGGCCCCCUGCUCCUCGCCUGCCCUCCCUUGAAAAAAAAAAAAAUGCAUUCUAAAUAAUGAUGAGGAUGAUUGCGGCCCGAUUCACGCUGCGCUGCUCAUCGACGACAUCGACCGGAGGGCUCGUGGUCGCUGGUGGACUGGAGUGGGUGGCGUGUGAUGAGUGGCCACAGCCAUCGCGAGAGGUCUACUCGAUGUGGUGCGCCGGACACAGAAAAUAGUUUUCCGGGUCGCUGACUCAGAGAGACCCGUUCGAAAUCAAGCCUCGGAUGCGAUACGGCUGAAGGCAGAUGUAGUACCAAAACAUGAAUGGCUCUUAUCUAUGCCGACGCAAACCGGAGGUCGUUGCCCUGGGCUGUGGGACUGGCGAGUCUGACGCUGCCUUCGUUAUUGGAUUAAAAACAAAAAAA